Molecule: messenger RNA, 923 nt
Organism: Oncorhynchus keta (chum salmon)
Lineage: Eukaryota; Metazoa; Chordata; Actinopteri; Salmoniformes; Salmonidae
Product: mitochondrial Rho GTPase 2-like
Exons: 8
Source: RefSeq, a predicted model, not a curated record
CAAACAUUGGCAGUAGAAUGACCCGUACUGAAGAGCACAGUGACUUUCAACGUGGCACAGUCAUAGGAUGCCACCUUUCCAACAAAAAUGGAACAGACUGAUGAGGUCCUCAGAGAUGAGAUUAUCAAGGCUUUCAGCAUACCUUGACAUCCAUCGCUGCCUGGAGUACUUGUUAUACCUGGGCUACACCAUCCUUACUCAGCAGAACACCCAAACCACUGCAGUCACAGUGACGCGGGAGAAGGCCGUGGACCUGGAGAAGGGCCAGGUUCAGCGGUCAGUGUUCCUAUGUAAGGUGAUUGGACCGCGGGGGACUGGGAAGUCUGCGUUCCUUCAGGUCUUCCUUGGCCGAAACACAGCGUGAGAGGAGCAUUCCACUGGUGCCUUUUCCUUCUACACCAUAAACACUGUCCAAGUUAGCAACCAGGAGAAGUUCCUCGUCCUCUACGAGGUGGACGUGGAAACGGAGUUCCUAAAGGCGUCGGACGCUGCGUGCGACGUAGCAUGUCUCAUGUAUGACACAAACGACCCCCACUCCUUCGACUACUGUGCCAGUAUAUACAAGAUAUCUAUGUCUUAUCUGUAGCAACACUACAUGAACAGCAGUAUUCCCUGUGUGGUGGUGGCCUCCAAGGCAGACCUCCCCGAGGUGAGACAACUCCACGGGAUGACCCCAGCAGAGUUCUGCUACAAACACCGGCUGCCAAUGCCACUCCCCUUUUCCGGCCUGUCCCUGGACUCCACCAGCAAGAACAUUUACACCAAGCUGGCCUGGGCCGCCAUGUUCCCACCUGAACGACUCCGACAUGAGCAACACCUCCUUCUGGCUGAGAGUGACGCCAGGCGCAGCAGUAGUCACAGUCCUAGGCUUCGCCAUCUACAGAGCUUUCGCCCGACAGAAAUAACUGGGUUCCUGACUGGAG